Molecule: messenger RNA, 3488 nt
Organism: Monopterus albus (swamp eel)
Lineage: Eukaryota; Metazoa; Chordata; Actinopteri; Synbranchiformes; Synbranchidae
Gene: caprin2
Product: caprin family member 2
Exons: 20
Coding region: 173-2782 (869 amino acids)
Biological process (GO): positive regulation of canonical Wnt signaling pathway
Cellular component (GO): cytoplasm
Molecular function (GO): signaling receptor binding
Source: RefSeq, a predicted model, not a curated record
CAUGUGUGUGACCGGUGGAGUAUAUAAACGUAGGAGCUGACAGCGGCUUGGCCUCUACGAGCGAUACAUCACGCUUGGAACGGGUCCGUUUGUCUGGGGCGUUCGGAUGUCCGGCGACUCUCCUGUGAAUAUUUGACGCUCACGAGCCAAAGACACAAGUGUGGAGCUCAACAUGGUGCAACUGUCUCCCUCGCCAGUUCUGGAAGUCGCCCCCCCACCUGAGUGCUCAGAAGGUGACGGAAGACAGAAGGACACUAUGACUGCUGGUAGCUCAAAGAUGGGCUUGCCCAGUGGACCAGAUGCCCUGCAGCUCAACCUGGAGAUCUCCACCAUCUAUCAUGGCUAUGAAACCUACGUAGAAGAUGGUAUCAUCUGCCUCAAACACAAAGUCCGGAACUUGGAGAAAAAGAAACUGAAACUGGAAGAAUACAAGAAGAGGCUGAACCGGGGCGAGGCACUAAACAAGGACCAGAUGGCAGCUGUGGAGAGGUAUGAGGAGGUGCUACAUAACCUGGAUUUUGCACGAGAGCUACAUAAAACCCUGGAUGGCUUGACUCAGAAUUUACUGACAGCCCAGAAGAAGGCCAUGAAGAAGGAGCAGGUGGAAAAGUUGGAGCAGGAGCGGAAGCGUCUAAGCAUGGUGCUCCAGGUGCAGCACCUCCUCCACAGCCUGCAACAGGAGCAUGUUAGGAGUGACCUGUUAGCUGGACACAACCAGGCGCCCCAUGUCCCAGCCCAGCAGCUGCACAGCCUGAGUCAGCUCGCCACCUUGCUUGGAGUCAAGAGGGAUAAUAGACUGAGUUUAGCAGAGCAAAUGGAGCAGGCUGCUGUGGUCUACUUGGACCUGCUGGAGGGGAAAGACAAGCCAGUGGCAGGGGCUACAUUUAAGUUGUUGAAAGAAGAGCUCACCAUGCUGUUAAACUGCAAGUACUUCAGUUAUCUACCUCCACCAAAGCCAAACAAGACUCCAGAGGUGUUCUUGAACUCAAACAGCCACAUCACCACAUCCAAGUCAAACCCAAGCAAAGUUUCUAAGGAGUCUUUCAACAGACUGUACCUGACUGACAUGGAGAAUCCUUCCACUCAGAGCUGGAAGGAGGACUUCCAUGCCAUAACGGAGAAGGAGCCUCCUGACUACUGGGAUAUGGACUUAGCAGCUGGACCCACCUCACCCCAGACUGCAGUCCACAAAUCUUGGAAAGGAGCUGCUACUUUCAUCCCCAAAGUCCCAGUCACAACAAAGAAACAGUCUGACCUCAAACAGAGAAAAAAGAGAAAAGCCAAAGGAGAACAAAAUGCCAAGUCGGUAGUUCACAUGGACAUGCCUGAGGAGGUUUUCAACUCUUCAUCUGGCUUACCAAAAGACCCUAUCCUUAGGAAGCAGCACCUGGAGGACCUCAUGACAAAGAUCCAUGGCUCCUUCAGCUUCAUGCAGGAUUCUCUUCUGGAUGGUGAGGGCUCCCCACCUAAUGGACUGAAGAGGAGACUGUCUGGAUCUCCCUCUCCUCUGGCUCAGACAGACUUUGGAAGCCCUGUUGAGGUCCUGAACAAAGCAAUGCAUUCCACCCCACUGUCUACCAGUCUUAUGGAGCGUAAAGUCAGUCUGACCAGUGUGGAUCAGUGCUUGGAUGACUGUGAUCCAGAGCUUUCCUCCACGGAUCUACAUCAUGAGGCGAUUCAGUUGGCUGAAAGAAAGGCGUUUUCCUCCCCGCCAUUGUACUGCAGGGAGUCAACCAUCUCUGUCAAUCUAGAGGACGAGAGCCAUCCUCAUAUCUUCAAGAUGAAUGCCUCUUUAUCUCAGAAUGGGGAAGAGAAGUUCAAACAAGGGUCUGCAGUUUUCCCUGAGCACAUGUACAGCACUGCCAGUACCCAAACACCACCCGAGUUUGCUCCCUUAGAAGAUGAAUCACAGCCGGUGUACCAGUCAGCUUAUAUGGUGAGUAAUGGUGGGCAGAUCUUCCCAGCCCCGUGCCAGUCAGGUGGAAGCAUGGGUCGGCCUGGCCAGUCGUAUCACACCAGAGGAUCCGUGAGAGGUAUGGCACGUGGCGGCAAAGGACUGGCACAAACCUUUCGCUCUUCUGGUUGGCAUCGAGGAGGACCCUACAUCCCCCAGGCUCAUCCCAGGGACUCUGGCCCUCUCCUCUAUCCUGCUAGAGACUCUGGAUACCAACACAGCUAUAGACGUGGAGGAGGGAGGCACAACUCCAGUGCCUGGAGUGACUCAUCCCAGGUUAGCAGCCCAGACCGGGAGGGAACCUUCACAGUCGUGGACUCGGGUCAUGGGGAUUCGCUGUCAGUUUCUACUCUGGAGGUUCCACUUACUCCACAUAGCCACCCCCACACUACCCUGCUUCCCAUGCAACUUUACCCACUCUCCCAGCCACUACGAGUGGCCUUCACCGCCUCUCGCACAGCCAACUUUGCCCCGGGUAACCUGGACCAGCCAAUUGUGUUUGACCAGCUGCACAGCAACCUAGGGGAGAUGUAUGACACUCAUAUUGGGCGCUUCACGUGCCCUAUCAAUGGAACCUAUGUCUUCAUCUUCCACAUCCUGAAGCUCGCCAUCAACGUGCCGCUCUACAUCAACCUCAUGCGCAAUGAGGAUGUGAUGGUUUCAGCAUAUGCCAACGAUGGAGCCCCAGAUCAUGAAACAGCCAGCAACCACGCCAUCCUACCUCUUUUCCAAGGAGACCAGGUUUGGCUCCGGUUGCAUCGUGGUGCAAUCUAUGGCAGCACCUGGAAGUAUAGCACCUUCUCUGGCUUCAUGCUGUACCAGGACUGAACGACUGUCAACCAAGUGUCCUUUUUCUCCUAAUGUGUGGACUGUUUGCUUUGCACUAAAUGGUGAUUAAACUGACAUUUCACUAGUGUGAUCAGGCUGCAUGCCAGUGCCCUUUUCACCAGAAAGCCCAUUUGUCCCAUAGGUUGUCAGUUGCCAAAUCUUGUGAUCUGUAUCACAACCAUUAUCUACAUAUGAAAUGGGAAAUAUGACUACUUGACAACUAGCAAAUGUACCUGAUUCCCCAUGAAUGUGUAGUUAAUGGUGGUGGCACGCCAUGUGACUAAUAAAAUAACUGGGCCUUGAUCACAUGUUGUCAUGCUGUUAAUUAUCCUGUAGUACAUCAUCUGUUCAGCCCACAGGUCACUGAUUUCAGUGAGAACUUUAAUGCAAUGUUAUGAAUUUGUGCCUUUUUGUUUUCUGAAUUGCUUUGGGUGACUGAGCAGUUGUAAAGCGACCAAUGAUGUGAAUGAAUGGCCAACUUAUUGAAUGAGUUAAUCGAAUACUACCUGCUCUUUGCUUGAUGGUGGGCUCCUGUGCAUUCAUUGCUGUGAGUGAAUUUGAAGCAGAGAAAGGAAAGAUUGUGUUCCGGGUGGUGGGUAUGGUGUUGAACACUUUGAGGCCAAACUGUUGCACUAAUGGACUACUGUGGAGAGAUGGAAGCAGUCCCUUGAUGUGCCUAAUGUUAAAUAAAAGAUGAGCAGUAACA